This is a messenger RNA of Bactrocera neohumeralis, 576 nucleotides long. RefSeq lists its product as uncharacterized. The record is from RefSeq and is a predicted model, not a curated record. The transcript is spliced from 2 exons. The coding region runs from base 23 to 550 and encodes 175 amino acids. Lineage: Eukaryota; Metazoa; Arthropoda; Insecta; Diptera; Tephritidae.
CAAAAUGCCUUUUGAUGUCUAGAUGAUUGUAGUCAAAAUUUAUUCACAUUUCUAUUUGUUCACCGUGCGUGUCGCAAAAUUGAAAAAAUUUUGUGAAUCCGUGGAUGUGGAAUAUAAAAAACUGAUAGGUUACAGCAAAACUCGUUUCCUAGGCUUGUUGUCAUCAGUCGACUCAAUAUUAAGAAUUUUUGAUGGUCUUAAGGAGUAUUUUUUGGGAGAUCCCAACACCCCAAAUUCUUUGCUACUAUUUUUUGAAGAUCCAAGGGCCAAGAUGUGGCUGCUUUUCCUUCGUGAUCAAGCAUCUAUUUUCAACAGAACAGUUAAAGCAAGGGAAAGCGACAAUAUUAAUGCAAUGGAAGUUGGGCAUGCACUCAAUUCUUUUGUCCAAUCGCUCGAAUCUCGGAAAAAAGAAGCAUUUUUGUCCGCUACAGUGCAAAAGGAAAUGGAACAUAUUUCUGCUGUUGACGAAAGAGUGUCAAAAGAAGCGAUGCAAGAUCUCUCACGUCAAUUCUAUGGUUCGAAUAUUAAUUUAGAUUUAUUUUCAAUUUAAAAGAUUUUAUUCAUUUCUUUCUUAGA